AAAACCAGCUGCAUUUGGCCGGUCGAUGACGCAGAGAGGGCAUCUGUGGUUCUCCAUGGAACUGCUGCAGCUCCCUUCCAUCCCAGUCUUGGUGUUCUCCUUCCUCUUCUUGCUCCUCUUGAUCAAGAAGAGAGGAUUCACCGGUUGCAGAAAUGAGAGCUACCUGCCACGUCGUCCCCCCGGCCCAUGGAAUCUACCCUUCGUCGGAUGCAUGCACCACCUGGUCGGGCAGCAACCCUUUCGCGCAUUCCGCGAGCUCGCCCGCAAGCAUGGCCCCCUCAUGCUCCUCCGGCUCGGCCAGGUCGACGUCGUCGUCGUCUCCUCGCGCGAAGCCGCCGAGGAGAUCUUGAAGAACCAGAGCGUCACCUUCGCUUCCCGGCCUCAGUUACUCGUUACCAAGUUCAUCAUCUACAGCCCAAACGACAUCUCGUGGGCCCCCUACGGCCCUUGCUGGAGGCAGCUGCGCAAGCUCUGCUUGGUGGAGUUGCUCUCCGCACGGCGCAUCCGGUCUUUCUCCUCCAUCAGGACGGAGGAGACCCUUGACCUGAUGAGAGACAUCGCGAGGUCGGGCGGAACCCCCGUCAACCUGACCGAGAAGCUCUUCGGGCUGUCGAACGCUGUCGUCUGCCGGGCGGCGUUCGGCAAGCGGCGCGAGCACUGGGAGAGAUUCGUCCCGCUAAUCAAGAAUAUUCUGGUGCUCACCGGUGGCUUCUGCGUGGCCGACAUGUUCCCGUCGCUCAACUUCAUCGACAUCCUCUCGGGUUUCAAGUUCAGGUUGCGGCGGCUCCGGCGGCAGCUAGACGAGAUCCUGGGCGACAUAAUCAAGGAGCAUGAGGGCAAGGCUUCCGCGAGCAGCGGCGACAAAGCUGGAGAGGUAGACGACCUAGUGGACGUGCUGCUGAGGCUCAAAGACGACCCCCAGCUGGAAGUGCCCUUGACGAUGGAAAACGUCAAGGGUGUGAUCGUGGACAUGUUCGUGGCGGGCACCGAGACGUCUUCGACCGUCGUCGAAUGGGCCAUGUCGGAGCUGAUGAGAAACCCCGAGAUCAUGGAGAGAGCGCAGAAGGAAGUGAGGGAAUUAGCUGCGCAAAGGAGGAACAGAGUACAGGAGAGCGACAUCUCCGAGCUAAACUACAUGAAGCUUGAUAUGACAAAAAAUGGCAGACCCCACUCCCGGCAACGUCCCCCGCACGUGGACAGGCGCGGCGCCCAGGGGGAGCAAUGAGGGUGACGGUCUGCGUCCGGACGCCAGCUUCACUGAGCCCACAGCCCCCUCGGUGGACCCAGCACAGUCGGACGAGACAGAAGCAGGUAACGGUUGAAGCUCGCCCAUACCCUGCGAUCCCCCGGUCCCCCACGCAACAUCCUCGGCGAUGUCGG
This is a messenger RNA of Musa acuminata AAA Group (dessert banana), 1380 nucleotides long. Its product is annotated as premnaspirodiene oxygenase-like. Gene Ontology annotation, molecular function: monooxygenase activity; iron ion binding; heme binding. The transcript has 2 exons. The coding region runs from base 26 to 1225 and encodes 399 amino acids. NCBI's taxonomy places the organism in Eukaryota, Viridiplantae, Streptophyta, Magnoliopsida, Zingiberales, Musaceae. The record is from RefSeq and is a predicted model, not a curated record.